Molecule: messenger RNA, 3076 nt
Organism: Acanthaster planci (crown-of-thorns starfish)
Lineage: Eukaryota; Metazoa; Echinodermata; Asteroidea; Valvatida; Acanthasteridae
Product: succinate dehydrogenase assembly factor 3, mitochondrial-like
Biological process (GO): mitochondrial respiratory chain complex II assembly; succinate metabolic process
Cellular component (GO): mitochondrial intermembrane space; mitochondrion
Source: RefSeq, a predicted model, not a curated record
UUUGAUAAAGAGGUGUUGGUAAAUUCAUAACAGAAAAGGUCGCCGUACAGCAUAUGGCACGCAUGUCUGGGUCGUGGGUGACAUGACAUUGCAUCGGCAGGCUGAUGUGAUGCAUAGGUAACUUGACCUUCGUUAUGUGAAUUGCGUUGGAAGAAUUCGGGUCGAAGAAUUUCUUAUACGGACGCCGCUUGACACCCUGUGCACAAACCCUAUGUAGGCAAGUAUGAGACUGGUCUGAAAAAUUGGUGCUUUUCCUUCUUCCGUUGGAAGUUUGAUAAAGAAAAAGGAAGGAACGCCGUGCACUCCUGCAAAGUUUGAGGUGAGCAUCUACAGAAUCCUGAGGUGACCCCAGCAGGGAUGGCAGGGAGUCACGCAUCAACCGUCCGCUCCUUAUACAAGCACAUCCUCCUCCUUCAUCGGAGACUACCGCUGGACAUGAAGGCUGUAGGAGACGAGUAUGUGAAGGCGGAGUUUCGGAGGCACAAGACGGCAAAUGAGGAGGAGGUGAAAAAGUUCAUGGACGAGUGGCAGAAUUAUGUGGCAGUUCUCCAAGACCAGCUCCAACAUUCUGACGCUAGUAAACCCAGCGUCGGGCAGCACUUGCCGGAGGAAAAACUGGACAGCCUGAGUGAUGAACAGCUUGGACAGUUGUAUGAACUGCAGAAGGAGACAGCCAAGCCUAAUCCCUUCACGCCUCCAGAGGGCUCUUUGUGACCUCCCCGGGCAAGGUCAGUGCUCUUGGUGGACAGAGCAGAAGGGUAGAAUGAAAGGAGAUUUGGGAUUUCGUGUGACUGCCGUCCCUUCCACAUUUCAGAGUGGAUUAAUACCGCAGAGGUUAAAACAAGCAUUUGAUGAACUUGGCUCAGGUGUAAUCUUUGUUUUGGCUUCACCCCAGCCACUUCAAAUUUCACUCUGAGAAAAUAUCCUGUGCUUAUUACCGCAUAGACAUGACAACAGAGGUCAGUUUACUGGUGAGCAAUAUUUCAUUUCAAGGAAAUGCGAACGAAUCCUCGGUGUCUUUCACGCAAAGGAUGUCAGCGUACUUGUCUGGCAGACUAAGGACAAGGCUUGUAAUUUUGCAGAGUCAUGUUUUGAGUUGUGCAGAAAUUCAGCAUCCAGGGCAUGCUCUCAUUCAGCGGAUAGCUGUUAUGCAACGUUACGACCAGAACUGAUGUAUCAUAGCAACCGUGCAUGUGCAUCAUGUCAACACUAGCAUGCACUUCACAAAAUUACCAAGAAACAAACUGCUCUUCCAAAAAUCCACCUUUCGAUGCGUCUUUGGAAUUGACCUUCUUUAUUUCUUUCUUUAAAAUUACAGUUUGUCUGAAAGAAUUGUUCCAAAGGGAGUUUAAUCCAAUUCCAUCUUCAAACCAAUCAUGCUCUUCAAUAACAAUUUUGUCAGUUACUUUAUUGACAGCUGCAGUGGAGGUCUGUACCUUGAAUUUUGACACUCUCUUUAUCUGUGAGUAGCCUAUACAUCAAGACCACUUCUGUCCUCCAUUCUGACAGGUGAUCAAGUUAAUUUGAAUGUUAACGCAGGUCAGGGUUUUAGCUACCAAUUGAAACUUUGAAAAUGGGGUGUACCCAAUGCUGUUUCCCCCUCGAAGUGAAAAACGAGACAUCCUUGUUCCCACGGUGUUAUUGCUUGAAGCAUUUGUAUGCAUGUCUGAAAUUGCAAAAGGAGGUAUCCAAAUCACCCUGCAGAAGACUUGGAUCGUACUCCUUGGUUAAAACGAUGACGCGUGCACACACUAUGGGGAUUCCACUCUCACCUGCCAGUCAGACUGCAGAGAAUUCAGAGUGUUACUAAGUGCAUAACAUUCCUCUGAAAUCACAGAUGCUGUUGGGGCUUUUUUCAGGGGCAAAGCGAGCCUCAUGACCAGGAGGCUCGACAAAGAGUCUGAGUCUGAGCAGAACUCUUGUCAAGCCUCACAGUUUUGCCAUUGUAGGCAAAGUACCUACUGUUGAUGAUUUCCAAUUGCAGCAUUGCGUGUUUUGUGACAAAAUCAAAGCCUGUGAUCCUGUGAACUGGCAGCUGUGAUAUGUAGAAAGCUUCUUUUUUCAAAAGUGAAACUCCAAAGAAUCGAGAGUGCCGUAGAGGAUUAUUAGACCCCCGCAACCCUCCGCUUUCCAUCAUUGGUUAUUCAAAAACAUGUACUUUGUUCCUGGUCAAGGGCCGCAUUUGAAAAAUUUGACGUCAACCAGUAUAGCACGUGUAAGUGUAGAAACCACUAUCUAUACUGGCUACAACUGCAUAUAGGCACAGGUGUACAUGUACCUGCCAGUCACAGCCAAAACACUUGGACACUGCCUUACCUAUAGUUACAUUUUAACUGAGUCACAGGCCACCAAGGCUGUCAAGUACCGGUAUGUGAUUUAACAAAAAAGGAAACUUUACCCAUAGGUAGGGGGCCUACAGGUAUUUUAGCACUAGUUGAUCAUGUGCAUGUAUAUUCUCAAGCAAAAGACUUCUUUUGAUAUAUAAAAAUGGGAAUUUCUCUCAGCAUUUCAUCAAAUAUAUUUUUAACCUGAAUCAAGACUCUGCAGAGUGUUUAUAAGAUUACACAGCUUACAUGUAUUACUUGGACUAAGACAUACAUGUACAAUACACGCACAUUGAUUUCGGAAACGAUGAUAAAUGCUUCCGUUAUUAUGAAUGCAGCAAAGUUUUCUUGCGAAACUCGAGUAAUACUGUCGUUUUGAUAUUGGUAAUUUUUCUUAAUAUUUUCAAUCACAAGUUACAGUGAUUUCUUGAAUAGAAUGAAUAAAUUAAUUAAAAAAGAGUUUCUUAAAGUCAUGUCAAAGCCCCUGUGAAAUUAUUCUGUCGGUAGACUAGACUCGUUAGUACUUGUUGGAGGAUAUAGGAGCAAAAGUGAGCAUGAAUCUUAUAUCGCAGAGCAUUUGCAGACAAAAUUGGACAAGUUCAGAAAUGUUCUGCUGCUGAGAAUUUGUAGUGCAAACAUUUGCUAUGACCUCAGAGAUUCACUCUUGCAUUCCCAAUCAUACGAAGUAUGAGUUAGUCUAGCCUCAUGUUUUAGUAAAUAAAUUUUUUAAUUACCAUACCGCCUUAAGGAAA